Messenger RNA from Brassica napus (rape), 1059 nucleotides. Its product is annotated as tropinone reductase homolog At1g07450. NCBI's taxonomy places the organism in Eukaryota, Viridiplantae, Streptophyta, Magnoliopsida, Brassicales, Brassicaceae. The transcript has 5 exons. Gene Ontology annotation, molecular function: oxidoreductase activity. The record is from RefSeq and is a predicted model, not a curated record. The coding region runs from base 139 to 927 and encodes 262 amino acids.
CUUACGUUGUAGAUUUAUCUCAACAGUUGUUUCACAAUACGUUUCUUAUAUCGAAUACAUCGCCAACCAUUAGUCUGAUCACUCUUGAUUGAUUAUAUCUGUGGCUAUAGUGACUUAGUGCGACACAUCAACACAAGAAUGGAUAUCAACAGGUGGAGUCUUCAAUGUAUGACUGCUCUUGUAACCGGUGGAACCAAGGGAAUUGGGUAUGCAAUAGUGGAGGAACUUGCAAGUUUUGGUGCAAGAGUGCACACGUGUGAUAUAGACCAAACUUCGCUUGAUGAAUGCUUAAGUGAAUGGCAAAGAAAAGGGUUUCAAGUCAGUGGUUCAAUUUGUGAUGUUACCUCUCGACCUCAAAGAGAUCAGCUGAUGCAGACUGUUUCUUCUCUAUUUGGUUCCAAACUCAACAUCCUUGUUAACAAUGUUGGCAAGUUCAUGUUAAAGCCAACUUUAGAAAGUACAGCAGAAGAUUUCUCAAGUUUGAUGUCUACCAAUUUGGAAUCUGCUUACCAUAUCUCCCAAUUGGCUCAUCCUUUGCUUAAAGUCUCGGGGAAUGGUAUUAUCAUAUUCAUUUCCUCUGUAUCAGGGAUUGUCUCUGGAACUGCCUCCGUAUAUGGUGCAACAAAAGGAGCCAUGAAUCAACUGGGAAGAAACUUGGCAUGUGAAUGGGCAAGUGAUGGUAUAAGGGUUAACUCUGUUGCUCCUUGGGUCACUGCAACUUCACUUGUCAAAAAAUAUCUUGAUGACAAGAAGUUCGCCGAGGCUAUGUUCUCAAGAACCCCAUUAGGCCGUGCGUGUGAGCCACGUGAGGUUGCGUCUUUGGUUACAUUUCUUUGUCUACCUGCAGCUUCUUAUAUAACAGGACAAACCAUUUGUGUUGAUGGAGGUUUCACUGUUAAUGGCUUUUCCUACAAGCCAGAGGUUUAAACCCUAGAAAACAUUUCUAGAACAACAUUGUUGUGAUGUAUGAAAAAUACGUUAUGUUUAGUUUUCUUAUAAACUCGAUUACUGCAUCAUGUCCAAGUAAAAUGAAGCUUUUGAAGCAGAGAUCUUGGAAUC